This is a messenger RNA of Didymodactylos carnosus, 477 nucleotides long. The record is from the annotation of a GenBank genome assembly. Lineage: Eukaryota; Metazoa; Rotifera; Eurotatoria; Philodinida; Philodinidae.
AUGUAUAUUUUAGGCUGUUCUUCUACUUUACUUGACUUUGAGAAUGUGGCAAACACGACAUUCAGUGUGCCGGUUCCACAAGGUUAUGGUAACUUUAACUGGAGUAGUAUAAACCUCCUCAACGCUUCAUACGCUGGAAAUUAUAGUGGCUUCUAUACAGCAUUAACUAGUGGGCAAUAUGUUAUUUACGGUACUGCGGGCACAAUGUACAGUUUAUCGAAUACAUUUACACUCAACUCAUUUGUGAGUGCUGCUGGAUGGUCGGAUAAUUUGUGUUUUAAUAUAGCGGGCUUUCGUGCUAGUAUUCGCAGGUACUUUCAGGGAUUUUUACUUCAGGGCACAGUAGCUACUAUUAUCACACUAAAUUGGACCGAUAUUGAUAUGCUCACGCUUAGUUCAUGUUGUGGAAUAGCACAUACGGGAUUUCAGGUCUUUAAUCAAUAUUUUGCUAUUGACAAUAUGUGCGUUACAUUUUAG